GUGCUGGGCUGCUGGGCUGCUGGGGCUGGGGCGGCGUCUCGGGAGCACGGCGUUGUGGGACAGCACGCGCGGCGGCAGGCGGCACGGCGCGGGUCGGAUCGGCACCGGACGGGAGGCGCAGGGCGCAAGGACACGCAAGGCACCAGCAGCCGGUGGCGCUGCACCGCGGAGGACAAGCUAGCCGUCGUAGACAACACUCGCUCGUCGCCAUGCCGUCGUCCGGGGCCGUGGUCGCCGUGGUCGUCGUGGUGCUCGCAGCCCUGGCCUGCCUGGACACACGGGUGGAGGCGAUAAUCUGCUACGACUGCAAUUCGGAGUACGACCCCCGGUGCGGGGACCCGUUCGACCCGUACACGCUGGGCCAGAUCGACUGCAACGAGCGGCAAGCCCUCGACCACCUGUCCGGAGCCAACGCCACCCUGUGCCGCAAGCUGGUGCCCGCGAGUGCGAUGGGGACGCGCACGCGCGUCGUCCGGACCUGCGGCUACAUCGAGGACGCGGCGCGCGACGGCGUGCUGUGCACGCCGCGGUCCGGAACGCACGACGUCAACGUGCUGUACUGCUCGUGCAAGGGCAACCUCUGCAACGCGGCGCCGUCCACGACGAGGGCCUCCCUGGCGGCGCUGCUGUCGCUGCCACUGCUGCAGCUCGCCCGGUGGGUCGCCCGGUCAUAACGGCCCGGCAACUUGCAGUCCGGUGCAGUCCCUCGGCCCGGACCCCAGAGUCCUGGACCCUGGACCCCGGACCCCGGCGUCUCGGACCCCAGAGUCUCGGACCCCAGGGUCUCGGACACCAGAGUCUCGGACUCCAGGG
Thrips palmi is the source of this 813-nucleotide messenger RNA. RefSeq lists its product as uncharacterized. Gene Ontology annotation, biological process: positive regulation of voltage-gated potassium channel activity; sleep; regulation of synaptic transmission, cholinergic. The record is from RefSeq and is a predicted model, not a curated record. The transcript has 4 exons. Bases 210 to 674 code for a protein of 154 amino acids. NCBI's taxonomy places the organism in Eukaryota, Metazoa, Arthropoda, Insecta, Thysanoptera, Thripidae.